This is a messenger RNA of Penicillium cinerascens, 624 nucleotides long. Its product is annotated as 2-methylcitrate dehydratase PrpD. Gene Ontology annotation, molecular function: lyase activity. The transcript is spliced from 2 exons. The annotation marks the transcript as partial. Lineage: Eukaryota; Fungi; Ascomycota; Eurotiomycetes; Eurotiales; Aspergillaceae. The record is from RefSeq and is a predicted model, not a curated record.
GAAUCGCGCACCGAGAACCUAGUAGCCUGGGUAUCCCAACUUCGGUACGAUGACUUGCCGCGACCAGUCGUCGAACAGACCAAGGAACUGUUCCUGGACUGGUUGGCUUGCCCCAUGGCCGGAAAGAAUCAUCCCGCCAUAUCGGUCAUCGACACGUUUGUCCAAGAGAUGGGACCAGCAGGCGACCGGAGCGAAAUCAUCCAUGACCCGGAUCGGUCGACCAGCCAGGCCUCUGCGGCCUUCUCAACGGGGCCUGUUCACACGUUGUGGAGCAAGACGACCUGUAUGAUUCCUCCAUAUUUUGGGAUCGGUCUGAUUCAGAAUUUAAGCGACGGUCGUUUUCCUGACGGCCCUGGCCGUAGCCCAAGAGGUCGGCGUAGAUGGUCGAUCGUUCCUCGCGUCGUGGGCUAUUAUGUGGCCUGUCGAACUGGAGAAUAUCUAGGUGGAAGCCAUUACCAGAAAUCUCACACUACGGCGACUGCAGGAGUUGUCGGGGCGGCGGCGACGGCCGCGUAUCUUCUCCGAUUAGAUCCAAAACAAAUGCUGUCAACGAUCGGAACAGCAGGGACUCAGGCAGCGGGCUGGUGGCAAUUUCUCCUCGACGCCCUAUUUCGGAUUGCUUGA